AACAAAAGCGCCGACAAAUUCCGAAAAGUAGAGAACCGGGUGGUGAUUCGGAUCCCUCUCACCUCCACGGAACACUUGGACAUAGUUGACAGCAAUGCGUAACGACGCGUGCCUCUAGUGGCACCGUGGAAGCAGGGUCGUCAGACGCACGCAGAUACACGGCUGCCCGCAUUAUAUCCCAAACCAACACAUAGUAAAACGUUCGUUAAUUUAAAGCGAUGUAGCAAGAAUCUCUUUGAACAGAUGGACCUUCCUCAGUGACUCUUUUGCCAAAUGACGGUGCGCAACCGGACCGGAGCGGGUUUCCUUUCCCUGCGUUCGGAGCAGUUUGCAGAAGUGAAGCGAUCAGUACUGGAGUGACUAAACUAGGAGAAGCAUUUCUGAGUCACCGAAGUAUGAUGAAAUUUCUCAACAAUCACAGUGCGAGCUGACGAAGACAAAAAUCAUUCGAGGAGAGCCAAACUUCCGCAGGCGCAGUUCUAGUCGUCCACAGUGGCGCAGCGAAGCGCAGGAGUUCGGCUCGGCUUUUCUGCCUGUAGACAGACGGCACCGUGUGCAGGAGGGUAUACAGAGAGACUCCUGCGGGGUGAUUGUUUGCAGCCUGCAGAAGCAGGUGUUUUCGCUGAUCCGCCUGCGAGGGACGGAGGGGGGCUUAUUCUCAUCUUUCUUUCUAAGACUGGUGAGAAGAAAAAAAGAAAAGAAACCCGAGGAGAAUGUUGCACCAAGAACAAUGAGCGCAGAGUUGUCGCAUUUUACCCAAAUCCACACACGCUCUGUAGUAGAUUUCAGUUUUCAUGAGCUAUUCUGACUCAUCUUUGGAAUUUUUAGAGAGAAAAAAAGUGGAUCCAACGACUUUGCAACCAUGCGAAAUACUUGGCUGUCUCCCCGGAGUGCGAUUUGGGAAUAUUGGACUUCGCUGAUUGCAUUCCUCUUUUGGAUUCAGUACUCUUGCGGGAUGCCUCACGUUAUACGAAUUGGUGGGAUUUUCGAGCAAACAGACGGACCUGUUUCACUUGUUAGUGCAGAAGAACUUGCCUUUAAAUUUGCUGUGAAUAAUAUAAACAGAAACAGGACUUUGUUGCCAAACACAACAUUAACAUACGACAUACAGAGGAUUAAUAUCUACGACAGCUUUGAAGCAUCAAGAAAAGCUUGUGACCAGCUGUCGUUAGGCGUGGUUGCAAUAUUUGGGCCUUCACAUAGCUCAUCUUCAAAUGCUGUGCAGUCCAUCUGCAAUGCACUGGAAGUGCCACACAUCCAGGUGCGGUGGAAACAUCACCCAAUGGACAACAGGGACACUUUUUAUGCCAAUUUAUACCCAGAUUACUCAUCAUUAAGCUAUGCCAUUCUGGACCUCGUGCAGUAUCUUAAAUGGAAAACAGCCACUGUUGUGUAUGACGACAGCACAGGUCUAAUAAGGUUACAGGAGCUGAUAAUGGCCCCAUCAAGGUAUAACAUUCGAUUAAAGAUCCGCCAGCUUCCUCUAGAUACGGAGGAUACAAGGCCUCUUCUAAAGGAAAUGAAGAGAAGUCGGGAGUUCCGCAUCAUCUUUGACUGCAGUCACCACAUGGCUGCACAAAUUCUCAAACAGGCCCAGACCAUGGGGAUGAUGACAGAGUAUUACCACUAUAUCUUCACCACUCUGGACCUGAUGGCUAUCGAUCUAGAGCCAUAUCGCUUUUGUGGUGUCAACAUGACUGGCUUUCGCAUCCUCAAUGUGGACAACCCCCAGGUUGCAUCUAUUGUGGAGAAAUGGUCAAUGGAAAGGCAAAUUCCACCUAAACCAGAUUCAGGCCUGCUGGAAGGCAUCAUGACGACAGAUGCAGCUCUGACCUAUGAUGCUGUCCACAUUGUGUCCGUCUCAUACCAGCACGCUCCACAGAUGACUGUGAACUCACUGCAGUGCCACCGACAUAAACCCUGGAGAUUCGGAGGCCGCUUCAUGAGUUUCAUCAAAGAGUCUCACUGGGAUGGUUUGACUGGAAGAUUGUCCUUCAACAAGACGACUGGGUUACGUACAGACUUUGACUUGGACAUUGUCAGUCUAAAGGAGGAUGGACUUGAAAAGGUGGGGAAGUGGAGUGCGUCAGGAGGUCUUAACAUCACGGAAGUGCCGAAGCGAAAAGGGAUGAACAUCACUGAUUCUCUGUCUAACCGUUCUCUUGUCAUCACCACCAUUCUGGAGGAGCCAUAUGUCAUGCUUAAGAAGUCUGACAAGGCACUGGUUGGGAACGACCGUUUUGAAGGAUUCUGCAUCGACUUGCUGAAAGAGCUCGCCAAAAUCCUGGGCUUCACGUAUGAGAUCCGCCUGGUGCCUGAUGGAAAAUAUGGCUCACAGGAUGACAAGGGACAGUGGAAUGGCAUGAUUAGGGAACUUAUAGAACAUAGAGCAGACUUGGCAGUGGCCCCUCUCACCAUUACCUAUGUGCGUGAAAAAGUCAUUGACUUCUCAAAGCCCUUCAUGAGUAUGGGCAUCAGCAUCCUGUAUCGCAGACCCAAUGCCACAAACAGCGGCUUCUUCUCCUUCCUAAACCCCAUGACUCCAGACAUCUGGGUGUACAUUCUGCUGGCGUACCUGGGUGUUAGCUGUGUUCUUUUUGUCAUUGCAAGGUUUAGCCCGUAUGAAUGGUACGACGCUCAUCCCUGUAAUCCCGGCUCGGACGUGGUGGAGAACAACUUCACGCUCCUCAACAGCUUCUGGUUUGGAGUUGGUUCCUUAAUGCAACAAGGCUCAGAGCUGAUGCCCAAAGCCCUGUCGACCAGGAUAAUAGGUGGAAUCUGGUGGUUCUUCACGCUCAUCAUAAUAUCGUCAUAUACAGCUAAUUUAGCAGCUUUCCUUACCGUGGAGAGGAUGGACUCACCCGUGGAUUCAGCUGAUGACAUUGCCAAGCAGACCAAAAUCGAGUAUGGUGUGGUCAGAGAUGGAGCAACAAUGGCUUUCUUCAAGAAAUCAAAGGUUUCUACAUUUGAGAAGAUGUGGGCCUUCAUGAGCAGCAGGCCGAGAACGUCUCUGGUGAAGUCUGUGGAAGACGGGGUUCAGAGGGUGCUGAAGUCUGACUAUGCACUCAUUACAGAGUCCACCACCAUUGAUUAUAUCACUAGGAGAAACUGUAACCUGACACAAGUGGGAGGGCUUAUUGACAGCAAAGGCUACGGCAUCGGCACUCCCCUCGGCUCGCCAUACAGGGACAAAAUCAGCAUAGCAAUCCUCAGCAUCUUAGAGGAUGGGCUUCUCCACGUUCUGAAGGAGAAGUGGUGGAGCGGAAGCAGCUGCUCGGAUGAGGAGCGUCGUGAGACGGGCCCCAUGGGGAUCCAGAACCUGGGUGGUAUAUUCAUUGUGCUGGCAUCUGGUCUGGUGCUGUCUGUCUUUGUGGCAAUUGCUGAAUUUAUCUACAAGCUGAGAAAGACCGCUGAACGUGAACAGGUCUUUGUGCAGCGCCAUGGUGGACGAGAUCAGACUGUCGUUCACCUGCGAGAGACGGGUGAAACACAAGCCUCAGCCCCCGGUCAUGGUGAAGACGGAUGCAGUGAUCAACAUGCACGCCUACAACGACCGACGACUCCCAGGAAAGGACAACAUGAGCUGCAGCACUGGGAUGACUCCUGUGUUCCCCUGACAAUGUGUUCCCCGCAGGGCAAGAACCUCGUGAGCAACAUUUCAGGGGCGGUGCCGCAGCCCAGGGACAAUGGCAUAGACGGGAUCACCAGAUACAUCAUUAACAACAGUGACAUGGGAACACUUACAAAACAUGGGCAACUCAAAUUGGCAGCAUCAGCCACACAGGUAUGACAGACACCACUGUAAUCAACACUACAAAAGAUACUUGGUUGUGGUUGUAAAGGUUGCGCAAGGGGCAGAAAAACAACCCGACAAAGGAAACGGUACACCCAAAUAUGAAUCAGUCCAAGUCUGAUGUUUACAUAUGUACCACAAGAGAAAACACAAUAUUCAGUGGACCCUGAGUCACUUAAAAGAUUAAAAAUUUUAUGUGAAAACAUGGCCUGGCAAAUGAUAAAAAGGCUUUUUGAAAAUGGCAAUAAAUGACUUUGAUACAGUUCCAGAAAGAUAAGGGAGUUUUGUUAUAAAUCAUGGUUAUAUAUGAAGUUCUUUUGUUGAGCCUGUUGAUUUCCACAAAACUGAAUGACCUUUGGCAGCAGAAAGUGUUACCUCAAAUAUGUACAGGUUCAGCUGGGUGUCUGUGUCAUUUAGUGUUGGCAACACUGUGACUGGUAGAACCUACAGCAAGAUGUGAAACAGUAAAUUUACAUCUGAUGUAGCUGUGAUGUGUACCUAAAAAUAUGAUCAUACAAAAACAGCCGCAAUCACUCAUGCAGAGUGGAUUGUGGACACAUCAGCUGUAUAUUAACAACAUAAGAUUCUAACUUGGGAUAUUUGACAUGAUUUUUGACUUUUUUUUUUCAAGGUUCAUUUUUCUUUCAAAUUACUUUGUACAUAAUUAGAUUGUUACCAGAUAACAUGUUGAUUGCCAAAGACCUGACCAUUCAACAGAUUUAUACUCAUAACAUCAAGAGCCAGAGCUGAUUAAUAACCAGGUGUUCAAUUAACAGUGAAUUGGAGGGGCUGAAGUGGGACUUUAAAGGACUCAUUCUGCAGUUUAUUUCCUGUAACAGGUAUUCAAAUCUAACUAUCCGUGGUGAUGGCUAGGCAUGGCUCACUGUGUGAUUCCACUUAUAUGAUAACCUGGAAUAAAGAACACAGAUUUCAUACAAAAUCUGAAACUAAAGAACACAGAUUUCAUACAAAAUCUGAAACUAAAAUGGAUAACAAAAUCCUGUAAAUUUUAGUAAAAAAACAGAAUAGCAAUGCAUAUUUUUAUUUGUACUAAGAUGACACUUCAAUUUUAACAUAAUAAUUUGAUCCAUAGCAUUUCUUGACUAUCUUUUUGAUUUUGAUAUGUAGACUAAAACAAAAAUUGGGAUCAUCACCUGUGAAAUUGAGCAUGGAUUUUUAAGUGCUUUAAUUUACACCGCCGAGGCAUAACAAAAUGAUUACUGACAGGUGAAGGCAAGAAAACUGAUUAGAAUUUCAACUUGAUACUCAGUACCGGGUGAGAUAAAUUUGUAAAGAAGUGAAUAUUUAAUAUAGGAAAAUGGGGAAGCGUAUGAAUUUGAGUAAGAGUUUAAGAAGGGCCUAAUUGUGUUGACUUGACAACUGGAUCAGAGCAUCUACAAAACUGGAGCUCUUGGUUUGUGGUCUGCAGCAGACAGUUUCAAUUUAAAUUGUCCAAUGAAGAAAAGCAAUGAACUGGGACCACAGUCAGUCAAGGCUCAUUGAUGCACAUGAACAGAAAAGGGUAGCCUGCUUGGUCUAACAGAUGUGUUGUGGCUCAAAAUGUUAAAGAAGAUAAUACUAGUUAUGAAAGAAAGGUGUCAAGAAUGUCCAAUGCAUCAGGGAUUGUUGAGUAAGAAACUGCAUAGCUUCAGAUAAGUUUGGGUGCCCAUCCAUUUGCUGACCCCUGUCUACUGCCUCAGAUCUGGAAACAGGACAGUGGAAGACUGUCCUGUCAUGGUUCCCCUGAAGGGUGUUUGUUUAUUUUUUUUAGUCUUAUUUUUUACAUGGAUGGCCCUUUGCAUUGCCUAUCUGGGAUAUACAAAGCACUGCAGGAAAAAAGGCAAGCCAGCACAGGCCAUGUGAUGCCUUGGGCAAUGUCCUGAUGGUAAACUUUGAGUUCUGGGAUCUAUGAGGUUGUUGCUUUUUCAUGUACCAGUUACUCAAGCAUUCUUGCAGACCAUGUACACCCUUUCAUAUAAAAUCAUUUCCCCUGAUGACUGUAGGCUCAUUGAAAAUGCUGUUCCAUGCCACAAAAUAAAAAAUAGUUUUCCAAUACUUUGAUUUAUCAAAUUGCCCUCCAAAUUUCCCAGAUGUGAAUUUAAUUGAGCACCUGUGGCAUGUGUAAGACAAACAAGUCUGAUCUAUGGAGGCCCCGUCCAAAAGUUACAGGACUUUCAUGACCUGUUGCUAACAUCUUGGAGCCAGAUACCACAGCAGACCUUCAGCGGUCUAGUGGAGUCCAUUAUUUGACUAGUCAUGAAUGUUUUGUUAGCAAAAGCAAGACCAACCCACUAUUUUUCAUGUGGCAGUAAUCCAUGCUUUAUUACCUACAAUAUCUAUUUUCUAUAUUAUUCUCCUUAUGGUGUAAAACAAAUAUCGCACUGAUAUUAGCUAGUGGUCUACCUGGCUAUUUGCUCUUGUUGCCAAUUGGCAGUUGCUAGAAGCUAGCUACCCUGACAGGAGGGAUCAUUGGCACUCCUUCACUUUUCUUGAAAUAUCUUGUUUUACCCAAUAAACAUUUCUUUACAGCUUUAUUGUAAGAAAUGAAAAAUUAUUGAAGCCAUCUUUUGGCAGUGUCCAGAAACAGGUUAGGGAGAAGUGGUGUUUCAUCAAAUAGACCAAUAAAAGUGCUGAACUGUCUGAACAUUAAACGGUAAGGCACAUUGAAAAAUGUGAAUAUUUCUUGCCAGUCUUCUCAGAAAGUGAAACCCAUAUUAUAUAGAAUCAUCACAUAAAUAAUGAUAUAUCACAAGCCUUCAUUUCUUGUAAUUUUGAUGGCUAUGGUUUAAAGAUAAAGAAAACUCAAAAUUCACUGCCUCAGAAAAUUUGAAUAUUGUGAAAAAGACCAUUAUUUAAAAUCCCUGGUGUCUCAGGGUAAUUAGCUAAUUAACUCAAAGAACCUGCAAAGGUUUCCCGUGCUUUUAAAAUGUCUUAAUCUAUAAAAUGACUAUUUCUUUAUCUGAGAUGACUGGCAAGAAAUAUUGCACUUUUUCACAAUAUUAGAUUUUUCCUAGAUCUAGCUGUCAUAUUAUAGAUUAAUGGAAUGAUAUUACUCUAACUUGAUUAUUAAAAUUCAGUAUUCCUUGUUUCCAGUAAACAAUCCAUACCUAACCCAGGCAUUGCAGCUUUGUCAGUUAAGCCCUUACAUUUUCUUGAAACAUUGUCCUUUUAGGCUGUUGUCCUCCCAUGUUUUCGUGAAAUGACAAGUCUGCACAUAAACUAAGUUAUAUAAAGUAAUCUCUGUGAUAGGGUCUCUCUGAUCUUGAAUAGCAUUUUUCUUCAUAAAAUUGUGAUUUUGGAGCAGAUAUAAUUUAUUUUUAGUUUAAUGACUUUUAUGUCAGUGGGCAUAAUAUUUUACAAGGUACAGUUUAUGGACAAGAGCCACAACUUCAGUGCCCCCCUUUCCAAACUGUUCCAAACACAACACAGUUGUUGGCUUUGUUUCUGUAGUUUCUCCAG
This is a messenger RNA of Poecilia reticulata (guppy), 7252 nucleotides long. RefSeq names its product glutamate ionotropic receptor kainate type subunit 3 (gene grik3). Gene Ontology annotation, biological process: monoatomic ion transport. Gene Ontology annotation, molecular function: ligand-gated monoatomic ion channel activity; signaling receptor activity. NCBI's taxonomy places the organism in Eukaryota, Metazoa, Chordata, Actinopteri, Cyprinodontiformes, Poeciliidae. The record is from RefSeq and is a predicted model, not a curated record. Gene Ontology annotation, cellular component: membrane.